CACCUUCGCAACAAGUGUUAUAUUUCAUCAGACACAAGAGACGCGUGGAGCGGAAACUGCUGUUAUCAGAACGCUUCAGAGAACUACAGUUUUGUAUUUGAUAGAUAGAUUUUGCCAAAAUGUCGGACGAGAAUACAAAUCACGAUGAAAAGGUACCGAUUAAAGAAGCUGAUGCUGUAAAUGCCGAGAUCGACCUUGAUGACUCGAAAGCCAAAUUUCUGAAUGGCGGUAAAGGCAUGGACGAGUCCCAUGUCGAAAUUGAAGUUCCCUCUGAAUCCAACGAAUCGUUCUCUGGCCUAGGAAAAGAUGAAUUGAUGCAGUAUGUGAACGAUCCAUUUUGGAAACGACUCCGAAUCAUCUUGUUCGUACUCUUUUGGGUCGGCUGGUUAGCGAUGUUGGCGGCAGCCAUUGUCAUCAUCGUCCUUGCUCCUCGCUGCCCUUACCGCCCCGACCUGAAAUGGUAUAACAAAGAGGCCGUCUACAACGCAUAUCCGAAGAGCUUCAAGGACUCUGAUGGAAACGGAAAGGGAGAUCUCGGUGGUGUCCAGUCCAAGUCAUCCUACAUUACUGAUGCCGUUGGCGCUAAAGUCAUUUCACUUGGAUCCAUCUACAAGAAAGACACCGGAAAUGGCAUUAUUGAUCACAAGGAUGUUGACCCUACACUUGGCUCAAUAGAACAGGUGGAUGCCAUGUUGGCCUCGUUCAAGAAAUCAGGUGUUAAGAUUGUCUUGGACUUUGUUCCAAACCACACAAGCAAGAACCACACCUGGUUCUUGGAAUCUAAGAAAUCUAAGGAUAACAAGUUUUCCGACUACUACGUGUGGGCUGAUGUCAAGAAUGGCGGACCUCCAAACAACUGGAAAAACGUGAAUGGGGGACCUGCGUGGAACCUGGACUCAACCCGCAACCAGUACUACUUGUGUCAGACUGGCCCCGAGUACCCCGACCUCAACCUGGAGAACGAGGAUGUGGUGAAGGAGAUGACGGAAGUCUUGAAAUUCUGGCUUAGCAGAGGAAUUGGGGGCUUCAAUCUGAAGGAUGCCAGUCUGCUUGUGGAGAACCUCAACACAACUAACCCAGAUGAUGAUUCGACUCAUGUCAAUUACCAAGGCAGCAUCCCUGUGAUCCAGGCUUUCCGUGCCACACUCAACGCAUACUCCGACAAGCCUGGCAGAGAAAGGGUGCUGUAUGCAUCUAUCGCUGGCGCCACCAAGAACCAGACCAUGGCAUACUAUGGCACUGCUGACAAACCGGGCCUUCACAUAGUGGUCGGAAAUGGCCUGGUAUCGCAACUCUCCGCCUCCUGUAACGCAGCAUGUAUGAAGAAGGUGCUGGAUGAUGAGCUGUAUGAGGAUAAUGUCAACAAGUGGCUGGGAUGGAUGCUGAGCAAUGGGGAAAGCAGCCGUGUGAGCCAGAGAAUGGGUGUCAGAGAGGUUGCAGCCAUUGUGAUGCAGCUCAUGUUGCCUGGGACGCCCAUCAUGUACUAUGGAGAUGAGGUCGGCAUGAAGGACGGCACCUUCACCACCACGGCCAUCUCCGGGGUCAGCACAGAUACGAUGGAGUUGAGUAACAUGAAGUACCGCACCCCCAUGCAGUGGAAUGCUGGACCGAAUGCCGGCUUCACCGCCUCCAACUCCACACCAUAUCUGCCCAUUAAUGAUGGGUACAAAGAAAACAAUGUGGCAUCUGAACGAGCACACUUCAGGAAAAACUCUGUGUUUGAGAAGGUUGAUGAACUGAUGAAACUGCGUGGUAGUGAAUCCCUUCAGUUUGGUAAGACCACCACUGGCAUUGUCAGCGACAUGGUCUACUUCGUGCGCAAGGCGGAAGGCUUCCUUGGCUAUUUAGUGGCCUUCAACUUUGGAGCAGAUCCUGUCAGUCAUCUGUUUAAGGGGGAUCUGUUCUCGGAGACGGGGACUGUGAUGUUCCACUCGCACCAGGAGACCAGUCAGGAGAAGAUUGACAUCGGGAACACAUACUUAGAGUUACGAGGAGGGGAAGCAGUUAUCAUACAACUUGAUGGUUGACGACUGUAGACGAUGUCUUGUUGAGAUUUUAGAAUAUCAUGCUUAGUUCAACAACUAAAAUACAACCUUGAUAUUUUCCUUUUAUGAUUCACAUAUAUCAGGCUAUUCAUAUUUAAGUUGUAUUAACUUAUGUCCAGAAUUUGUUUAUGGCAUUUAUGUGAAUUUGUUGGCAUUAAAAACAUACAAUAAAUAUUGAUGAGAGAAAUAAAGGCCACCAUGUCCUGGUCUACUUGUUCACUCAGAACUAGAAGAUCCUUACAUGUUGUGAUGAGUGAGUGCCUUGAAACCCAUACCAGUUGUUUUGUGUGUGACAAGAGGUGUGAGAUACAACAUAUAUGCCUCAAUGUAUGUUCUUGUUAACAUUCCUGGCCAUUACAGUUAAUGAACAUACCCACCAGUAAAUGAUAUGUGAUCAGCGGCAUUUUAGUUGUUAUUUGAACUACCAAAACCUGAAAUCCAACCCAGAAUAAAAAACUUUGAAACCUA
Messenger RNA from Haliotis rufescens (red abalone), 2513 nucleotides. RefSeq names its product neutral and basic amino acid transport protein rBAT-like. NCBI's taxonomy places the organism in Eukaryota, Metazoa, Mollusca, Gastropoda, Lepetellida, Haliotidae. The transcript has 10 exons. Gene Ontology annotation, biological process: carbohydrate metabolic process; amino acid transport. Bases 120 to 2027 code for a protein of 635 amino acids. The record is from RefSeq and is a predicted model, not a curated record.